Messenger RNA from Bombina bombina (fire-bellied toad), 12668 nucleotides. RefSeq names its product dynein cytoplasmic 2 heavy chain 1 (gene DYNC2H1). Gene Ontology annotation, cellular component: dynein complex. The record is from RefSeq and is a predicted model, not a curated record. Bases 62 to 12511 code for a protein of 4149 amino acids. The transcript has 87 exons. Gene Ontology annotation, biological process: microtubule-based movement. Lineage: Eukaryota; Metazoa; Chordata; Amphibia; Anura; Bombinatoridae. Gene Ontology annotation, molecular function: dynein intermediate chain binding; ATP binding; dynein light intermediate chain binding.
UCAACAAGGUCCCUGUCGCCGGUUUGCAGUUAGUUUUCUGUGAUUAGUGAAGGCGACAGAAAUGUCCGGCAGCGAGGACUGUAGGAAGCGGUUUAUCAUCACCACCGCGCAGAACUACUUUGGGCAGCCCUUGGGUGAGGGGCUCACUUCUUGCCAGGAGCUCGACCGAUUCCUGGAUGAUGGGAACGUGUUUAUUCUGAGCGGCCGGAGGUCCGGGGCCCAGAUUAUAUUUUCCAACAAGAUUGAUACCAGUGACAAAAACGAUAAAGUGCUUGUGUUUUUUAAAAUCCGACCGGAUGUCAUUACGGAAGACAAUCUUCAUGAUAACAUUCUGGUAUCAUCCAUGCUGGAUUCCCCCAUAAAUACACUUUACCAGGCAGUACGACAAAUCUAUGCUCCAGUGUUAUUAAAGGAUGAAAAAUGGAGCAGAGAUUUUGACCCUAAACUGCAGGCUUUGCUUAGUGACUUGGAAGCAGGCUUGGGAAGUAUUUUAAGAAAAACCUUCUCGCAACCAGGAAGCACUAAAACUGGAGAUGACAAAGAUUUACAAGGUAUUUUAACUCCAAAUGAUGAAUUUCAAUUUUGGGCAGAGGUUGCGGAACAUAAGGCUAAAUCCUCUAACAAAGAAAGAGCAAAUCAUUUCAGAAACCUGUUUCAAGCGAUUGCAAACUAUUACAGUAGUUUGGAUAACCUUUCCUUAUCUGAACUUGUGGAGCUUGUUGAUACUACAAAAGAAACUUUGGAUGACGUUUGGAGACAAACGGACUAUGAUCCAUAUCCUGAAAAUCGAAUGAAGCAUUUAUUAGACAUCAUAGGUAACUCAUUAAGUAGGUGUGUUCAGCAGAACCUUGGAAGGUUGAAUCUUUGGGAGGAUCCUUUUCACAUAGUAAAAGAGAAGCUAAAGGCAGGCAUGACUGUUUGCGAGCAGUGGGCAGCUGCAUGUGACCACCUGACUGGGCAUAUUUGGCGUCGUUAUACUCCUCACCCAUGGAAAAAUGACCAGUUUUCUUCCAGUUCUCUUAAUAAUCUAGGAAAACGUCUGGAGGAGGUGUUGGCCAUAAGGAUGAUCUAUGAAAAGCUUCUCUAUUUUCUACCCUCUGGUGAAGAUCAGUCACAUAGCCAAAAGAAGUUGUUUGAACCUUUCAGUGGUUUAAAUCCUGUUCACUACAAUCCUUACACAGAGCCUUUAUGGAGAGCUGCAGUUUCACAGUAUGAACGAAUCAUUGAACCAGCUGAACAAAAAAUUGCAAUUAAACUUAAAACCUACUUCUCAGAAAUACAGGAGAGUCCACAACAGCUCCUGCAAGCUUUCCAAAAACACAGAGAGUUAAUUAAGCGACCAAAUAUUAAAAGUCAACUUAUUCUAGAGAGAGAAACUUUGCUGUCACGGCUUGUAGACGGCAUCAAAGAUGUACAGUCAGACUUUGAAAUGCGUUGCCAUGGGUCUCCAGGUGACACUUCCGGUCCACUGUCAGGCAAGAAUCUUCCAGAGGUUGUGAACAAUAUUGUUUGGGUACAGCAACUACAUUUAAAGGUAGAAGACACAAUCAAAAUAGCAGAAGCUCUCCUUUCUGACCUUUCAGGGUUUCAGCCCUUUCAUCGAAGUGCAGAAGGCCUCCUUGAACAAUUCAAAGUAUAUGAGCAAGAGCAAUUUGACGAUUGGUCAAGGGAAAUUCAGGCUGGAUUGUUUGAUUCAAAAUCAGGUUUUUGCAUACAACCAAACAGUAACGUAAUGGAAUUAGACCAUGUCAGUGGCGCUCUAAAAAUUCACUAUUCUGACCGCCUUGUGACUCUUCUGCGAGAAGUGCGUCAACUCUCUGCUCUUGGAUUUGUUAUUCCUGCUAAAAUUCAACAAGCUACAAAAAUGGCACACAAAUUCUAUAAACAAGCAAUUAUUCUGAAACAGGUUGCACAUUUUUACAAUACUAUUGACCAGCAAAUGAUACAGUGUCAACGGCCAAUGAUGUUAAAGUCUGCUCUAACUUUUGAACAAAUAAUCAAGAAUUCCAGAGCUACCUCACACGAAUCAGGAACUAAAAUGCAAAUAACAUGGGACAGUCCAAAAGAACUGGAAAAUUAUAUUGAGAAGCUUCAAAGUGCAGCUGAGAAACUGGCUACUGAAAACCGCAAACUCCGAAAGAAACAUGUUGACUUUUGUGACAAGGUUGUUGCACUAAUGAAUGUGGACUUGCUUCGGCAACAGCAGAAAUGGAAGGAUGCCCUUCUGGAAAUCCGAGGAGUUUUCUCUGAUCUUGAGUAUCAGGGAUUUCGUUCUACUGAUAUGAAAGCUUGGAGACAGCACUGGAAUCACCAGAUGUACAAAGCUUUAGAGCAUCAGUAUCAAAUGGGCUUAGAAGCACUUAAUGAAAAUCUACCAGAAAUAAACAUUGAUUUAACAUUUAGUAAAGGGAGAUUACAGUUUAAACCACCAUUUGAAGAAAUUCGUGCCAAGUAUUACAGGGAGAUGAAGAGGUUUAUUUCAAUUCCAAACCAGUUUAAGGGACUGAGUGAGCCUGGAGAAGAACCAAUCUUUUCUGUCAUGUCUGAGAGGAAUGCAAAUGGAUUUAUAACAGUGUUCAGCAAAGCAGAGGAUCUGUUCAGAAGGUUAUUUGCUGUCAUGGAUCGAUUUAAGGAAUGGGUUGUGUUUGGCCAAGUUGACAUAGAUGCUCUAAUAGACAAAUAUCUAUGCAAUGUUCACGACUGGGAAAAAAAUUUGAAAGCUUUGAAAAUACGCGGAAAAGAAGCAGAACGCCUUCCAAGCGUUAUCAAGGUUGAUUGCAUGACAAUUAAUUGCAGUCCUGUGAAGUCUGUUAUCGAUGACCUUAUUCAGAAACUAUUUGAUUCGCUUCUGAUAUCCUUAAAGAAAUCUAUUCAAGCGCACUUGUUUGAAAUUGAUACAUUUGUGACAGAGGGAAUGGAAAUGCUUUCUAGCCGCCCCCAAACUGUCGAAGAAAUUGGUGAAGCUAACAUGAAACAUGAAAAACUGAAAAUCAGAAGGCCAGAGAUUAUGCCAUUAUUUAAAGAAGCUGAAGAUAAGAACAGGCUGCUUCGAUCAGUCGCUGGAGGUGGUUUAGAUACUAUUAGCAAUCUGCGGGCAAAGUGGGAUAAAUUUGAAUUAAUGAUGGAAAGCCAUCAACUCAUGGUGAAAGAACAGGUUGAAAUAAUGAAAGAAAAUGUAAAGUCCAGAGUGGACGUAUAUUCUAUGGAAAUUGAAAAAUUUAAAGCCCGCUGGGAUCAAUUUAAGCCAAAUGAUGACAUUAUUGAAACCGGCCAAGAAGACAUGCUAGAAAAAAGUGCCCAGUCAAUAAAAGAGAAGAAAGCUGAGUUUGAUGAACUUGAAUUUACAAAGAAAAAAUUAAUUGAGGAUUGUAUGCACUUCGGUUUAGAAGCUCCAGAUUUCUUCCUCGCUGAUGAGAUUAGAAUAGAUAUUGAGGGCUAUACAAAAACAUGGUCAUUGUAUGAAGAAUUCUAUCAAGGUUUUAAUGAGAAAGCAGGAGAAGACUGGAUUUCUUUCAGGAGUAAGUGUUAUGGGUUUGAAGAAUUUCUGUUAACGUGGCAUGAAAAACUAAGAAAACUAGAAGAGCAUACAACAAUGUCUGUAAAAAUACAAAAAGAAAUAGAUAAAUACAAGACGGUGAUUCCUCUUCUCAAGUAUGUACGGGGAGAGCACUUAUCUCAGGACCAUUGGCUAGACCUUUUUAGACUUCUUGGGCUUCCUAAAGGAACAACUUUAGAAAAGCUGUUGUUUGGAGAUCUUCUCAGAGUUGCUGAUGUAAUAAUAUUAAAAGCGUCAGAACUAAAAGACCUAAACAGUCGUGCUCAAGGUGAAAUUACCAUUCGGGAAGCUCUGAGAGAGCUUGAUCUUUGGGGAGCAGGAGCUGUGUUUACAUUAACAGAUUAUGAAGACAGUCAUGCGCGAACAAUUAAGCUGAUUAAAGACUGGAAAGAUCUUGUCAAUCAAGUUGGAGACAACCGUUGUCUAUUGCAGUCUCUGAAAGACUCUCCUUACUACAAAGGUUUUGAAGAUAAGGUGUCUACUUGGGAGAAAAAACUUGCAGAGUUGGAUGAAUAUCUUCAAAACUUAAACCAGAUACAAAGAAAAUGGGUGUAUUUAGAGCCCAUAUUUGGCCGCGGUGCUCUUCCUAAAGAACAAGGCAGAUUUAGCAGAGUAGAUGAAGAAUUCAGAUCAAUAAUGUCAGAUAUUAAGCGAGAUAACAGGGUAACAUUAUUAACUUCACGUAUUGGGAUAAGAAACGCUUUGAUUACCAUCCUUGAUCAGCUUCAAAGGUGCCAGAAAUCUUUGAAUGAAUUUUUGGAGGAGAAACGGUCUGCCUUUCCCAGAUUUUAUUUCAUCGGAGAUGAUGAUCUCUUGGAAAUACUUGGACAAUCCACAAACCCAACAGUAAUUCAAUCUCACCUCAAGAAACUUUUUGCUGGAGUGCACAGUGUUAGUUUUGAUGCUGACUUCAAGCACAUAAUCGCAAUGAAAUCUCUGGAGGGUGAGGUGGUUCCACUGAAGGAGAAAGUCCUUGUUUCUGCUGAUGUUGAGGUAUGGUUAAGCAAUUUAGCCACACAGAUGAAAUCAACUCUACAGAUGUUGUUGGCAGAAUGUGUUACAGCUGGAAAACAGUCUCAGGGUACAAUUGACCCAUCUCGCUUUCCUUCUCAAAUUCUAUGUUUAGCUGAACAUAUUCAGUUCACUGAAGAUGUUGAAAAUUCCAUUCGUAAUCGUAGUCUUCAUCAGCUAGAACUGGAACUUCAAGCUAAAUUAGACGAUUACACCAGCAUUGAUACCACGACAGAUGAUACAGCAGGUUUAGAUUCGGGGAUCCUUGAACUAAAGCUGAAAGCACUUAUUCUUGAUAUUAUUCAUAACAUUGAUGUAGUAAAACGAUUAAAUCAAGUUCAGGUUAAUAGCGCUGAAGACUGGGCAUGGAAGAAACAACUCAGAUUCUAUAUGAAGUCUGAUAAAAAAUGUUAUGUACAGAUGGUUGAUGCUGAGCUACAGUAUACAUAUGAAUAUCAGGGUAAUGCUCCCAAAUUAGUUUACACUCCGUUGACUGACAAAUGCUACCUCACACUAACUCAAGCUAUGAAAAUGGGCCUUGGAGGAAAUCCAUAUGGCCCAGCUGGAACUGGUAAAACUGAAUCGGUAAAAGCCUUGGGUGGACUUCUUGGAAGACAAGUUUUGGUUUUCAAUUGUGAUGAGUCAUUUUCUUUGUCAAUGGAGAAUGUGCGAAGACGGUGUCCGAAGAUAUUUAAUCCUUUUAUGGUAAAUGAAAGCCAUAUUGUGGUGCAAGCCCUGCGGCUAAAUACGAUGUCAAAGCUUACAUUUGCAGACUGUUCCCGCUGUGAUGCCCUAAUUAAGGAUGUCUUUCCUGGAGUUGACUUUAAGGAUGUUGAAUACAUGGAGUUAAAUGCAGCUUUGGAGCAGGUUUUUGAAGAAGCAAAUUUAGAAAUGAUUCCAAGUCAGAUCAAGAAAGCACUAGAGCUAUAUGAGCAGUUGCGCCAGAGAAUGGGGGUAGUUAUUGUUGGCCCGAGUGGUGCAGGAAAAUCAACUCUGUGGCGCAUGCUGCGAGCUGCACUUAGUAAAAUUGGCAAAGUUGUAAAACAAUAUACUAUGAAUCCUAAAGCAAUGCCAAGACAUCAGUUACUUGGCCAUAUAGAUAUGGACACAAGGGAAUGGUCAGAUGGUGUUCUCACUAAUAGCGCAAGACAAGUAGUGAAGGAGCCACAAGAAAUCAGCUCAUGGAUAAUUUGUGAUGGUGAUAUUGAUCCAGAGUGGAUUGAAUCUUUAAACUCUGUACUUGAUGACAAUCGCCUUCUCACUAUGCCCAGUGGAGAAAGAAUACAAUUUGGCCCCAAUGUAAAUUUUUUGUUUGAAACUCAUGACCUGAGCAGUGCUUCUCCAGCAACUAUAUCACGAAUGGGAAUGAUUUUCUUAAGUGAUGAGAACACAGACAUUAAUUCUUUGAUACGAUCAUGGCUUCGAGGUCAACCUGAAAACUACAGACAUAAUUUAGAAAACUGGAUUGGAGACUAUUUUGAAAAGGCAUUAAGCUGGGUUUUAAAGCAGAAUGACUUUGUGGUAGAAACCAGCCUUAUUGGAACAGUGCUGAAUGGAUUGUCUCACCUUCAUAGUUGUGCUGACCGGAGUCAGUUCAUUAUAAGUCUGAUUCGUGGGCUUGGAGGAAAUCUUAACAUGAAAUCAAGAAAUGAAUUUGCAAAAGAGGUUUUCAGCUGGUCACGGGAAUCUCCAUCUGACCCUCGCAAGCCAUUGGAAACUUACUAUGAUCCUAAAACAGGAAGCUUAUUAUCUUAUAAUCUUGAAAAACCUGAAAAUUUAACAAUUGGAGACUUUGGCAACUUGCAAACUCUUCCAGUUAUACGAACUCCUGAUAUUCAGAAAGGCCUGGAUUAUUUCAAACCUUGGCUUAGAUCAGACACUAAACAGCCAUUUAUAAUAGUUGGACCAGAGGGCUGUGGGAAGGGAAUGCUCCUUCGUUAUGCAUUUUCCCAGCUCCGAUCUACUCACAUUGCUACAGUACAUUGUAGUGCACAGACAUCUCCACGUCAUAUCUUGCAAAAACUUACACAAACUUGUUUGGUGAUCAGCACAAACACUGGUCGCGUAUACAGACCAAAAGACUGUGAGACAUUGGUGCUAUAUUUAAAGGAUAUCAACCUUCCAAAACCUGACAAAUGGGGGACAAGCACCUUAGUUGCAUUUCUUCAACAGGUUUUAACGUAUCAUGGAUUUUAUGAUGAAAAUCUUGAAUGGGUUGGCCUAGAAAACAUUCAGGUUGUGGCCUCAAUGUCUGCUGGGGGCACUAUAGGAAGACAUAAGCUGACAACACGAUUCACAUCUGUGGUCCGUAUAUGUGCUGUUGACUAUCCAGAAAGGGACCAGUUGCAAACAAUUUGCAGCUCAUAUUUAGAACCUGUAUUGCAAAAAAAUCUAAAGAAUCAUCCAGUUUGGAGCUCUUCUUCAAAAAUUCACCAACUUGCAGGUUCCAUGGUUCAAGUCUAUGAACAGGUCCGAGCCAAGUUUUCAGUUGAUGAUCAUAGCCACUAUCUCUUCACACCUCGCAUUCUUACCCAGUGGGUCCUUGGACUUUUUAGAUAUGAUUUAGGUGGAGGAGUGUCUAAACAGUCUCAAGACUAUGUCCUGGAAAUCGUUGCAUACGAGGCCCGGCGUCUGUUCAGGGACAGAAUUGUGUCGCCAAAGGAACUAAAUGUUUUUGACAACAUUUUAUCAUCUGUUUUGCAAGGAGAUUGGGGUUCAGAUGUUUUGGAUAACAUGACAGAUUUCUUUUAUGUAACAUGGGGAGCAGUGCAUGAGGCAGGAGCCCUUCUAGCCCCAGGACAGUCAUUACCGCCUCAUGGAAAACCACUUGGAAGAUUGAACUCUACUGAUCUGAAAGAUGUUAUUAAAAAGGGUUCCAUUCAGUAUAGUCGUGAUAACAGAGAGCUGGAGAUACUACUGUUUCAUGAAGUAUUGGAGUAUGUGUCCAGAGUAGACAGAGUACUCAGUUUUCCUGGAGGCUCUCUUCUGUUGGCUGGAAGAAGUGGCGUUGGACGUAGAACAAUCACUUCUUUGGUCAGCUACAUGCAUGGAGCUGUGCUUUUUACUCCCAAAAUUUCUAGAGGCUAUGAACUUAAACAGUUCAAAAAUGACCUAAAACAGGUCAUGCAGAUGGCUGGCAUUGAUGGACAGCAAGUGGUGUUACUUCUUGAAGACUAUCAGUUUGUGCAACCAACAUUUUUAGAAAUGAUCAAUAGCCUUCUGUCGUCUGGUGAAAUUCCUGGGUUAUAUACUAUAGAAGAGUUGGAACCUCUAUUGUCUCCAUUGAAAGACCAGGCAUCUGAGGAUGGAUUUACAGGACCACUUUUGGGGUAUUUUACCUCCAGGGUGUUGCAGAAUUUGCAUGUUGUCCUUAUUAUGGAUUGCACCAACACAAAUUUUACCAUAAACUGCGAGAGUAACCCUGCGUUCUAUAAACAGUGCUCUGUGCAGUGGAUGGAGGGAUGGUCCGACAGAAGUAUGAAAAAGAUACCUCAAAUGUUAUUUUCAAGUGAAUCUGAAGAAGAAAAGCUUCACACACAUACAGAAUAUAAAAAGUUAUCAGCAGGUGAAGUUGAAUUCUUCAACUCCUUUUUGGUGAUCCAUGAGUCGUGCAAAGCAUACGGUGCAACUCCAAGUCGCUACAUGAAUUUCCUUCGAAUAUAUGGUUCACUCUUUAGCAGCAAGAAAGUAGAAUUGACAAAGAGACAAAAUCAUUUACAGGCUGGAGUAUCAAAGCUUAAUGAAGCCAAGUCUCUUGUAGACGAGUUGAAAAGAAAAGCAGGAGAACAAAGCCUUUUAUUGAAAACUAAACAAACCGAAGCUGAUUCUGCUCUACAAGAGAUUACUUUCUCAAUGCAGAAUGCUAGUGACCAGAAAACUGAAAUGGAAAAAAUAAAACAUAAAAUUGCAGAAGAGGUUCGAAAGAUUGAAGAAAGAAAACUGAAAAUUGAUGAUGAACUAAAGGAAGUCCAGCCACUAGUUGAUGAAGCAAAACAGGCAGUUGGAAACAUUAGACCUGAAUCGUUGUCGGAAAUACGAUCUCUACGCAUGCCUCCGGAUGUGAUCAGAGAUAUACUUGAAGGUGUUCUGAGGCUUAUGGGUAUUUUUGAUACCUCAUGGGUCAGCAUGAAAAGCUUUCUUGCUAAGAGAGGUGUGAGAGAAGAGAUUGUAACUUUUGAUGUAAGAAAUAUUACAAAUGAAAUACGAUCAAGUGUGGAAGAGCUUCUUGAAAGGAACAACACAUCUUUUGAUGCAAAGAAUGCUAAAAGAGCCAGUGCUGCUGCUGCCCCCUUGGCUGCCUGGGUCAAGGCAAAUGUCCAAUAUUCCCAUGUACUGGAAAAAAUUCAGCCUCUUGAGAAAGAGCAGGUUGCACUUGAGUCAAAUUUAAGAAAAACUGAAGAAAAAAAGAAAAAACUUGAAGAUCAGCUUAAUUCAGUUGGAAAAAGGGUGGCAGAACUGAAAGAAAAGUUUCAGACCAGAACAACUGAAGCGGCUAAACUUGAAGCAGAAUUAACUAAAGCCCAAGAAAUAAUUGAAUCAGCGGAAUUACUGAUUAAUCAGUUAGAUGGAGAGCACAAGAGAUGGAAUACACAGGUGAUGGAAAUAACUGAAGAGCUAAACAGUUUGCCAAAGAGAGCACAGCUUGCUGCUGGUUUUAUCACCUAUAUAUCUUCUGCUCCGGAAGAUCAAAGGAAAGACAGCACAGAACAGUGGAUGAAAUCAGUUGGCCUGGAAACAUUUGAUUUAAGACGGUUCCUGUCUACUGAGAGUGAGCAGCUCAUUUGGAAAAGUGAAGGAUUACCAUCAGAUGAGCUUUCAAUUGAAAAUGCACUUGUCAUUUUGCAGAGUCAAGUAUGUCCUUUUUUGAUUGAUCCAUCUUCACAAGCUACUGAAUGGUUAAAGACUCACUUGAAGGAUUCUCGUUUAGAAGUUAUUAAUCAACAGGAUGCAAACUUCAUUACUGCUGUGGAGCUGGCAGUUCGCUUUGGCAAGACACUUAUUAUCCAAGAGAUGGAUGGAGUCGAGCCUGUACUUUAUCCAUUGCUUAGAAAAGAUCUUAUUGCUCAGGGACCACGUUACGUUGUUCAAAUUGGUGACAAAACCAUUGACUAUAAUCAAGAUUUUCGUCUGUUUCUUGCAACCCGUAAUCCUAAUCCUUUCAUACCACCUGAUGCUGCUUCAAUUGUUACAGAGGUUAAUUUUACUACCACACGAGCAGGAUUAAGAGGGCAGCUUUUAGCAUUAACUAUUCAGCACGAGAAACCAGACCUUGAAGAACAGAAAACAAAAUUACUACAGCAAGAAGAAGAUAAGAAGAUUCAACUUGCAAGACUUGAAGAAUCUCUUCUUGAGACCCUUGCAACUUCUAAAGGGAAUAUUCUGGAUAACAAAGAUCUAAUUGAGUCAUUAAAUCAGACUAAAGCAAGUAGUGCACUUAUUCAGGAGUCACUAGUUGAGUCUCACAGACUUCAGAUAUCCCUUGAUCAGGAGCGUUAUGCAUAUCUUCCUCUAGCAGAAAGUGGCAGCAAGAUGUACUUCAUUAUCUGUGACUUAUCCAAAAUUAAUAACAUGUACCGCUUUAGUCUGGCUGCAUUCCUUAGACUCUUCCAGAGAACUUUGCUUAGCAAACAGGAAUCCGAAUCUACUGAAGUGAGAAUCAAGGCAUUAAUACACUCUCUGAAGCACAUGGUUUAUGAAUAUGUUUGUCGAUCAUUAUUCAAGGCUGAUCAGCUAAUGUUCGCCCUACAUUUUGUUCGUGGAAUGCAUCCUGACCUUUUUCAAGAGAAUGAGUGGGAUGUUUUUACAGGGGUGAUAAUUGGAGACGUAUUCAAGAAAUCUGAUUCCCAGAAAAACAUUAGAGAUCAGAUUCCAUCCUGGAUUGAACAGGAAAGAUCUUGGGCAUUAGCUUUAUUAAAGACUUCUCUACCAGCAUUUUAUCAGACGUUGAACCUUGAUGAUUCUAAUUUGUGGAAUCAUUUUUCACAAAGUUCUAUUUGUGAACAAGAAAUCCCUGCAGUUAUAGCCAGGAAAAUGUCAUCUUUUCAGCAGGUGUUACUUGUUCAAGCAAUUAGACCAGACAGGCUUCAAAGUGCAAUGGCUCUCUUUGUAUGCCAAAAUCUUGGUCUCAGAGACUUAUCACCUCCGCCGCUGAAUCUGAAACGCCUUAGUAGAGAAACAUUGGCGAUAGAGCCCAUACUGAUUAUUAUAUCUCCUGGAGCUGAUCCAUCUCAGGAGCUACAGGAACUCGCCAGUGCAGAAAUUGGCAGAGAACUUUAUCAUGAAGUAGCGAUGGGUCAAGGUCAAGCCGAUCUUGCUAUACAGACACUACGGGAAUGUGCUCGGGAAGGAGAAUGGCUUUGCUUAAAGAAUAUGCAUCUUGUCAUUUCUUGGCUACCAGUCUUGGAAAAGGAAUUGAACACUCUUCAGCCAAAAUCUAAUUUCCGGCUUUGGCUUACUGCAGAGGUCCAUCCAAAAUUUACUCCAAUCUUGCUGCAGUCAAGUUUAAAGAUAACAUAUGAGGCACCACCUGGUUUAAAGAAAAACUUGUUAAGAACAUAUGAAUCUUGGACACCAGAGCUGAUAAGCAAAAAUGGCCUUGCAAAUCGGGCACAAGCUUUAUUUAGUUUGGCAUGGUUUCAUGCUGUGUGCCAAGAAAGAAGAAAUUUUAUCCCUCAAGGAUGGACAAAAUUUUAUGAAUUUUCUUUGUCAGACUUGCGUGCAGCAUAUGAUAUUAUUGACCGACUCUUUGAAGGUGGCAAAGGAUUUCAGUGGGAGUUUGUGCAUGGCCUUUUGGAAAACGCAAUCUAUGGAGGACGGUUGGAUAACUACUUUGACUUAAGAGUUCUGCGUUCUUACUUGGAGCAGUUCUUUAAUUCCCACAUAACUGGAAAAUCUCAUAUGAGCAAGUCUCCCUUCCCUUUGUCAAUAUCUCUGCCAAAUAGCUGCAACAUUAUGGAUUAUCGCAGUGUCAUUGAAAGCCUUCCGGAAGAUGACAGACCAGAUUUCUUUGGCCUUCCUGCUAACAUUGCACGUUCCUCUCAACGGAUGAUAAGUUCACAGGUUAUUUCACAGCUGCGAAUUCUAAGCAGAUCAGUAACUCCUGGUUCCAAAUUUGAUAGAGAAUUGUGGUCUAAUGAGUUAUCACCAGUUCUUAAUUUAUGGAAGAAACUAAAUCAGAAUUCCAAUUUGAUUCAUCAGAAAGUGGCUCCUCCCACAGAACGACAUGGCUCACCCAUCUUGUCAUUCAUAAUUCUGGAACAGUUUAAUUCUAUCCGCCUACUGCAAAGUAUACAUCAGUCUUUGGCAGCUCUCAGUAAAGUCAUCAGAGGAACCUCACUGCUGACUUCUGAUGUGCAGAAGCUCGCUAAUGCAUUAUUAGAACAGAAGUGCCCUCUUGCCUGGCAAAACAAGUGGGAAGGUCCAGAAGAUCCUUUGCAAUAUCUUCGAGGUCUUGUAACUCGAGCAGUUGCCCUUCAGAACUGGGUAGAAAAAGCAGAGAAACAGACACUUCUGUCGGAUACACUUGAUUUGUCCGAACUCUUCCAUCCAGAUACUUUUCUCAAUGCUUUACGUCAAGAGACUGCAAGAGCAAUGAACUGUUCAAUGGAUAACCUCAGAUUUGUGGCGUCCUGGAAGGGGCGACUUCAGGAGGCAAAACUUCAAGUCAAGAUCAGCGGCCUGCGACUUGAAGGUUGUAGCUUUGAUGGAAUCCGUUUAUCUGAAAAUCAGCACGAUUCUCCAAGCGUGUCAAUGGUACCGCCUUGCUAUAUGGCCUGGAUCCCACAGCAAUCAGGUGGCACAUAUUCCCCAGGUGAAUGCAUUUCGUUACCAGUGUAUACCAGUGCAGAGAGGGAUCGUGUAGUCACCAAUAUUGAUGUGCCCUGCGGUGAAAAUCAGAACCGGUGGAUUCAGUGUGGAGCGGCAUUGUUCCUAAAAACCCAAUAGUUAAAUAUUAUUUUGUAUAAUGUUAUUAUUGUAGAGAUACAAGUACUAUAUGUAAAGGUAUGACUUACUGUAAUUUGCAUUCUUAUUAUUUAUUUUGAAUUCAUUGCAAUUUGUAUGGUGUCUCUUUGGAACAAAUAAAAUAACUUUUUAUGACUUA